AUGGACGCCUUUUCGUCCCCCGUGCGCUUGAUGCCACCGCAUACCCCCCGACGGGUCCCAUCGCCAGUCAUGUCGCCCAGUGGCCGGAGAGGCCGCCUCCACGCCGGUUCAGAAGACGGCCGCCUUCGCGAUCUGUCGCCCGAGACGACACUGCGCGCCUUCACCUACACUCCCGUGCCGUUCGACACUACGCGCGACGAAUACAAAAUCUUUGCCUGUAUCGACACCCUCACCGCCGCCGAGAGAGACCUAGGCGCGCGCGUCGCCAAGGCCGCCCAACGCCUCAAGGCAUGGUGCGCUGAGAUUGAGCAGUGGGGAUGGUCGGGCUCUUUUGAGGAACCCAGCCCUCAAUUGCGCGAGCAGAAACGCAAGAGUAUCGAGCUGCGCAUCAAGCAACACGUCGGCCGUCUCGACCUCGGCCUCGACCACGCCGUGCCGCCGCUUGAAUACUGGGGCUCGCUGCUUUCAGUCGAGGUGGAGCAGCAUGAGGCGCGCCUCGACGAGAUUGGCGACGAGAUGCUCAAACUAGACGUCGAAGAGCUCAAGGAAUACGUGCUGGAUAUGCAUCCCGCUGCAAAGUCCAGGCCCUCCUCUGCCGGCUACGAAGCCACUCGCCAACACUACAAGGUCAUGGAUGACUUUUCCUUCCUCAUCACCCAGACCCUGCUGUCAGCCCUACCACAUCACACCAAGCUCAAAGAGCGCCUCAACACAUGGACAGCCCGAGUCUCCAUCUUGCGCGAGGCUCCUCGUUACAUCAGCGACCUUGAUACCGCGCAGAAGGCCAUGCGCUUGGGCUGGGACGCCAUCGAGCCGCCAGCUGAUCCCUCUGAUCUUGCCUUUGAACAGUGGAAAGAAGCUAUAGACACCAUUUCCACCGUCCUUCAUCAGAGAGUGAGCAGUUUGGGUAGACGUUUGGACAGGAUGCUCGACACACUUGAAGGCCGAGAAGAUUGCUUGCCAGAGCACUGGAUAGACACUUUUGAGGCUACAGAGGCAGACUACGGGCGUUGGAAACAUGAGUCUAGGAGGAGACUGAUCGAUGCAGAGGUACGCAGGCGAGCAGACGACUCAGCUGCACCAAGAAGCGCACUUGCUACCACCCAGCAGUUGUCACCAGAUCCCAGCUCGAGCGCAAUUCCAAAAACAGACCAUAAUAUCGAUCAAAAGCCAGGACACUCUCUCGAGUCUAUAGAUGAGAUCAUUUCACCCAAGAUACGCUCAGCAACGUCCCCAAAAAACGCCGUCGCGUUAUCUCCUCGGCAGCAUAUGGCUCUUCUGGGUUACGAUGCGCCUGCAGAAGACGAUUCGCCUUUUUCUGGGCCGCUACCCUCUGACGAUGAAUCGGAAUUUGACGAAGGCGAUACUGUUGUGCAUCACGUUCUCAACGAGAGCCCGGACCAUGGCGCUGUUCUAGCCGAGUCCGAUUCAUUGUUUCCAGGCGACCCCAAACCAGAUGACUCAUCGGAAAACCAUAUGCAACAUUAUCCCAGGGUCCUUGCGAUCCCAGAUAUGCCAAUUCUCACCGCCAAAGAUAGCAGCGAUGAUGCCGUCAUUGACCCUCCCCAGACACCGCGCUCCUGGAGGGGAAGCCUUGGAUCAUUUUCCACGGACCUGUCUCCAGACUCAAGCCCACACAGUACUGUCGAAGAGUCCCCGUCAGUGCGCAACCCUACUCUCCGUGAAAUGAGGAUGCCUCAUUCAGAACUCAAUGGCGCCAUGCCAAAGCGGCGACUGGAACAAGAAUCAACCACUCUCGAACAACCUCCAGCUAAUGCACCAUGGCCGCCAUCUCAUUUCACUCACAAACCUGGUAACAGCGCAGAGGAACUGGAGCGUAAGAUCUCUGAUAUCCUGACAACAAUUCCGGCGCACAUCAGGCUCACGUCAGGUCCCGGACCUAACGCUCCCGAAGUAAAACCAGCACGUGGUUUGACGGCAAAAGGAAGUCGUACGUAUUUACGUGCAGCUCGCUCUGUGAGCAACUUCAAAGCACCUGAGCUUGUUCUGUCCCCUGCCAAGAGUGAAUUUGAUCUUCACAAUGCCUCGUCUGGCCGUAGAUCUGCAGCAGCAGCAAGAGGCGAUAACGAUAUCAAGCUAUAUCAUCUUACCCAACCAGGCAAGGAGCAACCCGUCAAGCUAUUCAUUCGUCGCGUAGGGGAGAAUGGCGAGCGUGUCAUGGUACGCGUUGGUGGUGGCUGGUCUGAUCUCGGCGAAUAUCUGCGUCAAUACGCUGAGCACCACGGUCGACGGACAGCAAGCGAGGGCAAAUUCGAAGUCGUGGGUCUUGAAAUCAAGAAUCCAGAUCAAUCACCCGGUCGCCCAGAGAGCGUCAUGAGUAGGCGAGAGAGGCGCAUCAGCGCUGGCUACCCGAUUCCCAGCCCUUCCACUACCCCUGUCAAAGCUUCUGGUUUGGGCGUCGGCAUCUCUAGAGACCAAACGCCUCCGCGAAUGCCGACUUUCCACGCUUCAACCCCAGAUCGGGGCGAAGAACCAGAUGUACCCUCGACCACGUCAUCUCGUAGUUCGUGGCAAGGCAAAGAAGUUGGGCUUGCGGGCCCAACGUCCAAAAAGUUGGAUCUCAGCGGUGACAAGCUGGUGUGGAUUGAAGGCAUGAUGAAGCAAGCUCGCACCGUGAGCACAAACGCAAUUCCAACCGAUCGUCCCGUCUCGCAACGCGACGAGCGUCCACUCACCAGUGGCGGCAGUCGUCCAGGAAGCCGCGCGGGCCCCGGGGGAGCUCUGGGCGGCAAGAAGCCUGAAUUCAAAGACUUGGGUAGAGUCGGUGGGACAAGGAGGCUCUUUAUGAAGGGCGGGAACCCCACUUUUGGUGAGUAA
Messenger RNA from Bipolaris victoriae FI3, 2838 nucleotides. RefSeq lists its product as hypothetical. Gene Ontology annotation, molecular function: microtubule binding. Lineage: Eukaryota; Fungi; Ascomycota; Dothideomycetes; Pleosporales; Pleosporaceae. The record is from RefSeq and is a predicted model, not a curated record. The transcript has 3 exons. Bases 1 to 2838 code for a protein of 945 amino acids.